This is a messenger RNA of Klebsormidium nitens, 1969 nucleotides long. The record is from the annotation of a GenBank genome assembly. Lineage: Eukaryota; Viridiplantae; Streptophyta; Klebsormidiophyceae; Klebsormidiales; Klebsormidiaceae.
GCAUUUUCUGCCUGGUUGAAGUUUUAUGUAAUCACCAUUCUUCAAAGAAGCUCCUGGAGCUCUAAAGACUAAAGCCGACGGUGGAGGUUGCUCAGACGUCCUAUAGGAUGCUUGUGUUGAGUUGCCAGACAGUUGGAUAGCUGUAAUUUCGUCAGCCUGUGGCCUGCCUGGGUAGCUCUUAGAGAGUAGGAUCCUGGACACCGCUUGCAGCGAUGGGGCCUAUUGACAUGGCUGCCUGCCGCAGAGUGCAAAAGGAAUUCAAGUCUCGGGGCUUGGGGUUGAAGAUGGAUGCUGUGAAGGCGGUGGCGGACUUUGUUGUGAACUCAAUGCACGAGGAGCAUGAGAUACUGCAGGAGAUCUUCGCUGAGCUGGACAGAAAGACAUUGAGCAGCAGCAUCCUGAGCAAGGAAGUGAUCGACGAGGUUCUGAGCACUCUAGCCACUGGCGGUGACUCAGGGGAAGACGCCUUCACCUUCGUAGAGGCAUUCCAAAUGCCAAAGUUUGACUACGACCAGGUCCGAAAAGCAUUCCAUCAGUCCACAGCCAAGCUGUCAAUCCACGCUGAUGCUAAGUCAAAGACAGCGCUGUAUCGAGAUCGCUUCACGUUGCUGCAGCAAAGGGUUCUCCGACAGGAAGCGUUCACAAAGCCGGCAUUGGGGCUCAAACGUGCGGAAGACACGCAAACGGCGGAGCUGACCCCGCUGCAGUCCCUGGUCGGCAGCACCGGCACAAAGUACGUGCUGGGCUUCAUCUCCCAGCUGGAGGACGGCCGCUUCUUUUUGGAAGACUCAACCACGCAAAUUCUACUUGACCUCUCGCAAGUCACGAAGGAGAAUGUGACGACGGGGCUGUUUACAGAGAACAGCUUUGUGGUGGUGGAAGGGCAGGUUCUGCCAACGGGGGAAUUGCAGGUUUCGAACAUGGGGUGCCCCCCAGUUGAGGACCGAGAAACGACAUACCGGUUGACGGGUGGGCUGGACUUCUUUGGCGCGGGUGUGAUCCCGUUAGAGAAGUAUGAGAGUUUGCGGGAACAGGAGGAGGCGGCGACGGAGCACUCGUUCAUGUUCUUCUCCGACCUGCAUCUGGACGACGAUGAGACGUUCCGGCGGCUCGAGAGCACGCUGGCCACCUGCCAGGAGAGCAACUUCGUCCCCUCCCUCUUUGUCUUGAUCGGCAACUUCUGGUCUCGCCCGUGCAACCUCGCUAAUCACGACUACGCACAUAUGAGAGCCCAAUUCAAAAAGCUUGCGACGACGAUAGCGGCGUUCGCUGACGUCAGAGAUGCGACGCAAUUUGUCUUCGUGCCUGGCCCUGGAGAUCCUGGGCCCGCCAACGUGGUCCCGCGGCCGCCCCUUCCCAAGUUCUUCACCAACGAGAUCAGCUCCCUGCUUCCAAACGCCGUCUUUGCCAGCAACCCGUGCAGGAUACGGUUCUACACCCAGGAGAUCGUCAUCUUCCGAGAGGACCUGCUGCACAAGAUGCGGCGAGCGUGCGUGGUCCCCCCCUCCGAGAAAGAAACGACAGACCCGUUCCAGCAGCUAGCGGUGACGGUGCUCCAGCAAAGCCACCUGUGCCCCCUGCCGCUCCAAGUACAGCCCAUCUUUUGGGAGUACGACCACGCGCUGCGGCUCUACCCCCUGCCGGACGUCUUGGUGCUGGCGGACCGAGCCGAACAAAAGGAGUUUGUUUACGAGAACGUCGUGUGCUUCAAUCCUGGGUCGUUUGCGAACGACAGCAGCUUUGUAAUCUACAGACCGGCUCCUCGAGAAGUGGAACUGAACAGCUUGUGAUAGCAUCAAGGCUCAAGUGUCGACUCUCGCAAUCAAAAGGGUCUGGGUAUGGUGCAACUGGCUCUCAUGCCUUACACAAUGGCUGUCUGUUUAGAGGCUUCGUGCAUUUGGUCACGGAAAUCAGCUUAUGAGCUGCACUGAUGCUUGCAGAUUUUCAUUGCAUUGCCGGCACAGCCCUC